This is a messenger RNA of Suncus etruscus (white-toothed pygmy shrew), 4051 nucleotides long. It is a transcript of the gene ONECUT2, whose product is annotated as one cut homeobox 2. Gene Ontology annotation, cellular component: nucleus. Bases 21 to 1598 code for a protein of 525 amino acids. Lineage: Eukaryota; Metazoa; Chordata; Mammalia; Eulipotyphla; Soricidae. Gene Ontology annotation, biological process: regulation of transcription by RNA polymerase II. The transcript has 2 exons. Gene Ontology annotation, molecular function: DNA-binding transcription factor activity, RNA polymerase II-specific; RNA polymerase II cis-regulatory region sequence-specific DNA binding. The record is from RefSeq and is a predicted model, not a curated record.
CCCGGGCCCUGAUGGACUGAAUGAAGGCUGCCUACCCCGCGUAUCGAUGCCUCUCCAAAGACCUAGAGGGCUGCGCCAUGAACCCGGAGCUGACAAUGGAAAGUCUGGGCACUUUGCACGGGCCGGCCGGCGGCGGCAGCGGCGGCAGCGGCGGGGGUGGCGGCGGCGGCGGGGCCGGCGGGGCCGGCGGAGGGGGUCCGGGCCCUGAGCAGGAGCUGCUGGCCAGCCCCAGCCCCCAUCACGCGGGUCGCGGGGCCACCGCCGGCUCGCUGCGGGGCCCGCAGCCGCCGCCGCCGCCGCCUCCACCGGCCCCGGCUGCGCACCAGGAGCUGGGCACGGCGGCGGCGGCGGCUGCAGCGGCGGCGGCGGCGGCGGCGUCGCGCUCGGCGAUGGUCACCAGCAUGGCCUCGAUCCUGGACGGCGGCGACUACCGGCCCGAGCUCUCCAUCCCGCUGCACCACGCCAUGAGCAUGUCGUGCGACGCGUCUCCGCCCGGCAUGGGCAUGAGCAACACCUACACCACGCUGACGCCGCUCCAGCCGCUGCCGCCCAUCUCCACCGUGUCCGACAAGUUCCACCAUCCGCACCAUCACCACCCGCACCACCACCACCACCACCACCAUCACCACCACCAGCGCCUGUCGGGCAACGUCAGCGGCAGCUUCACCCUCAUGCGCGACGAGCGCGGGCUCCCCCCGGCUAUGAACAACCUCUACAACCCCUACAAGGAGAUGCCCGGCAUGAGCCAGAGCCUGUCCCCGCUGGCCGCCACGCCGCUGGGCAACGGGCUGGGCGGCCUCCACAACGCGCAGCAGAGUCUGCCCAACUACGGGCCCCCCGGCCACGACAAGAUGCUCAGCCCCAACUUCGACGCGCACCACACUGCCAUGCUGACCCGCGGCGAGCAGCACCUGUCCCGCGGCCUGGGCACGCCGCCCACGGCGAUGAUGUCGCACCUCAACGGCCUGCACCACCCGGGCCACGCUCAGGCCCACGGCCCCGUGCUGGCGCCCAGCCGCGAGCGGCCGCCCUCGUCCUCGUCCGGCUCGCAGGUGGCCACGUCGGGCCAGCUGGAGGAGAUCAACACCAAGGAGGUGGCCCAGCGCAUCACCGCCGAGCUCAAGCGCUACAGCAUCCCGCAGGCCAUCUUCGCGCAGAGGGUGCUCUGCCGCUCUCAGGGGACGCUCUCCGACCUGCUCCGCAACCCCAAACCGUGGAGUAAACUCAAAUCUGGCAGGGAGACCUUCCGCAGGAUGUGGAAGUGGCUGCAGGAGCCCGAAUUCCAGCGCAUGUCCGCCUUACGCCUGGCCGCAUGCAAACGCAAAGAGCAAGAACCAAAUAAAGACAGGAACAAUUCCCAGAAGAAAUCCCGCCUGGUGUUCACUGACCUCCAGCGCCGAACACUCUUUGCCAUCUUCAAGGAGAACAAGCGCCCGUCCAAAGAGAUGCAAAUAACCAUUUCCCAGCAGCUGGGCCUGGAGCUCACCACGGUCAGCAACUUCUUCAUGAAUGCUCGGCGCCGCAGCUUGGAGAAGUGGCAAGAUGACCUCAGCACGGGGGGCUCCUCGUCCACCUCCAGUACGUGUACCAAAGCAUGACAGGUGGACUCUCGAUGGCACACGCGGCACCUCCAAACACAGGUGGCAGGUACCAGAAGGAAACACCAAGGGAUAGCGACGCCGGAUGCCGAGCUGGGGCCCUUCACUGGUGAUCUGAAAGCACAAUUCUCUUGAAAAGAAACUUCUAGCUGUAAUCAUAGGCCAGGUGUUCUUGUUUUCUUUUUCAAUGGCUAUGGAGUCCAAGUGCAAGCUGAAAAACAAAACCAAAAACGCAUCUCUUUGAACUGGACAUUGUCCUCUGAGCAUGCUAAGCAGCCAGAAACCCAAAUGGGGCAUUCGUGGAGCAAGUUCACUGCAGCGUCAAGUCAGCCAAGCGGUGUCCGCAGUCUCAUCUCGAGUCCUUCACAAGUAACAGUGGGAAAUUGGGCCCCAUCUAAGGACAUGAGUUGGGCUUCCAAGAUGCUACACUAGAGAAGAAUCUAGCAACAAGAAUGACCUUGUUUGCUUUCCAAGUGCUUAGCCUCAUGAUUCCACAGUACAUCCAAAUUCACAGCCAUAACAUUGAAAACAUCUGAAUGAUAAUUACUGAGCACAAGUUUCAAUAUGGGAAUUUUUUAAAAAUCCAAGGACCUGGUUUUCCAACUCAGGCAUCUUUUCAUUGAAUGGUUUUGAAAGUUUUAAGUUGAUCCAGUUUACAAUGUGUUUUUUUUUUCUUUUCCUUACCUCCUGAAAAAUCUCAUGUGGUCUUGGAUCCAUCCAAAAAAAAAAAAAUCAGUUCCCUUGAGCUCAAAGUAUCAAGCACAACAAAGAAAAACAGAGCAAGGAAGGAAGGUUCUGGAUUUACCAAUUCUGGAUUUUCAAGACUCCGAUUGUGAAGUCAUUAGGGAAUUAUUGGGAAUAUGGCUUCAAGCACAUUUUGCAGUUUGCUACAAAUUGUUUGUACAUAAUACAGAUGCACACUCAGGAGGCCAAUUUAACUGUUACGGUACAUAGAGCAAAUGCAGCAUUUUAAAGAUCUAGAUUUUUUUAGGUCAUUAAUGUAUCCUUCUUGGUUAUCAGUCACCUGGUUUCUUCUCUCAUGCAUUAGGACCACCAUGUAUUUCAUUCUCACUCUUUGAGUUUGAGGUUCUUCCCAUCCCCAUCACAUUGGUUAGGGACAUUUUGUGAGGAAAAUGAUGAAUUACUAAAACAACUCAAACCACUCUACAUGUUACUCAUGAUUGCCAUCUCUUCCAUUGUUGAGUCAUCCUCAUAAAACCACUGGCUAAAUCUGGAGAAAACACAGCACACCAAAGAAGCAGAAUACUGCAAACCAAAGACACUUAGUACUUGCCAUUUUCUAGCAUUACUGUGAUUACCUUUAGAAAUCAGAAAGAAACCUUCUGCAACUCCAAAUGGCAAUUCAGCUCUUGCAUUUGGCUUACCAUCUGGCUGAGCAGACUGGCCACGCCAACGACAGUAGCCAAAGCCACCGAGGGAGAGGCUCCACGAAGCCAGCUCUGGUCCCUGGCUGCCACCUUCCCACAACAGGCAGAAGAGCACCCACAGAACUCUGGGAGAUUGCGAAGGCCACCAUGUGCAUAUUUACCAGUGAAUGGCCCCACACGGGCACCUUGGGGGUGUUCCAAGCAAGCCAAACGCUGCGAUGACUCUUUACAGACACUUGAGACUGACAUUUUUUUAUGAAUUACUAAUCGAAACCAAAGAGAAAUUUUCUGCACCUACUUCUGCAACAAAGCAAUUGUCCCAUUAAAAAAUGAAUCCGUAAAUGAAUUCCUAAGUCAACGAGAACCACUACCACCGGCAAGAAGAAGGAAAACAGAAAACAAAACUAAUCCAAACACGAGAACAACGAGACGCACUGUGUUCAGACAGAUCUCUUGGGACAUUUUUUGGAAGCAGAUUUUAAAGAAAGGGUUGAGACAAAAGAAUAGGAAUAAGGAAGAGCCUCCAUGGCAGCUGCUUCAUUGGAUGACUCCCGCUGUAAUCUUAAAGAUUGUCUUUAAUUUGUGCCUAUGCAGUUUUUUCAAAGAACACGGAACAGAGCAACAGAAACCUCAACAGCUACAAUACCAAAGAUGAGGAUUUCUCACACCUUUUGUUUCAGUUCAUUAUCUCCUUUUGCCUGGCUAAAAUCCUAAUAGCGCCAUUGAUCAGUGUGAAGGUAAUCAAUUUUGUUUCUCAGCAACACGAGGAAAAAGGGUCAUUUAACUUGAUUUUUAUUGUUUCCCUUUAAUUUUGCUUUAUGGCUUCUCCACCCCAACUUGGAAUCCCUCAAAAGGUUCCAUGAACUCCAAGUUUAAGACAUUUGGAUACUGAAUGGUGAUAUUUGGCAGAACAUGGGAAAUACUCCUGUCACUUGAACAUUCUUGGUCCUUAGACUCAGUUCUUUCUAUGUUCAGAGUCUCACAUCAGGGGAGGGCAGGGGAGGGAGUGAGGAUCAGGGGUAGCGGUCUUGGGGACACAUUCUCUCUCCGAGCCACAAAACCAAA